ACUGUAUUCCCGACCGGCAAUCAUGGCGACGGAGCCGACAGAGGACAUCGAGUUCCUCUGGAAGUGGCGCAAGUACCUGCUGCUGCUCGCCACGCUGGUCGCUAGCGUCACCUACGUGGCCGGCCUCAACCCGCCGGGCGGCAUCAGGUCCGAGGAUGGAGGCAACGAGCCAGAGUACCGCGCCGGCGCCGUCCACCCGCAUCCGCCGGCACCGGCAGCCCCGGCGCCCGCGGUCUACCCGUUCCGCGUCGGCGAUCCAGUGCUCGUGCACACCUACUCGCGCCGGUACACCGCUUUCUUCUACUCCAACGCGACCGCCUUCGUCGCGUCGCUGGUGGUCAUCAUGUUCCUGCUGGACCGGCGCAUCAGCGGCAACCGCGUGGGCCUCACCGUGCUCCGCUCCGCCAUGCUGCUCGACCUGCUCGCGCUCAUGGCCGCCUUCGCCGCCGGGAGCUGCCGCAACGUGUUCGCCUCCAUCUACGUCUCCGCGCUCUUCGGCCUCGUCUUCGCCUACGUCGCCGUCCACGUCUACGCGGAAACGCGUGGGAAGAAAAUACCGGUGGACUCGUGUGCUUGGCGGAGCCCCGAGGAGGAGAAGCGCCUCAAGGAGCGCCGCAAGUUCCUCCUGCUGCUCGCCACCUUCGCCACGCCGCUGACGUACGGCGCGGGGCUGGCGCCGCCGGGAGGCUUCUGGAGCGAGACCAGGCCGGGGCAUCGCGCCGGCGCCCCGCUGCUGCACGACGGACCCUACAAGAUCCGCUACCACGCCUUCUUCUACGCCAACGCCAACUCCUUCGUCGCCUCCCUCGCCAUCAUCAUGCUCCUCGCCAGCUCCUACGCGCUGCCCGUGUGCGUCCUGGUGGAGCUGCUGGGCCUCAUGGCCGCGUACGCCGCCGGGAGCUGCCGGUGGAUCACCACCACCGUGUACAUCAUAUUCCUCGUCGGCGCCGUUUUCCUCUACAUUCUACUGCAGGUGGUCAUCGCCGGGCACACCAAGGGCAUGUUCACGAAAUGCCGUCGACGCAUCUGCCGCAUACUGACCUGCGCCGACCUGCCGCCGCCAGACACGGAAAAGAACCAGCCGCCACCGGAGCCGGACACGCUGCCGGAGAAUGCUAUUGUUAAUGCCCCGCAAGAACAAGGAGGAGAAACGGGGACAUCCGACGCCGGCAUUGCCAAGCCUGGAGAGAAUGUGGAGGAGUCACGGUCGCUUCUGCUGCUGCUGGCGACGCUGGCCGCGACAGUGACCUACCAGGCAGGGCUGAGCCCGCCCGGCGGCGUCUGGCCGGAAGGGCGUCCGGGGCACACCGCGGGGAACCCAGUUCUCCAUGACAUGGACCCCAAGAGGUACAAGGCGUUCUACCACUGCAACACGGCGGCCUUCGUCGCGUCUCUGGUGGUCAUCGUCAUCGUCCAGAGCAAGGAGCUGAGCUGGGGCGCCGUAGUCAGGCGCGCCGCCCUCAACACGGUCAUGAUACUAGACUUGUUCGGCCUCAUGGGCGCCUAUGUUGCCGGGAGCUGCCGGGAUACCACCACCACCAUCUACGUCGCCGUCUUCGUCUACUCCAUCGCCAAGGUCGUGGCGUUCUCGGCUAAGCGGCGCCAAAUCAAGCUGGUUCAAUGGGUGCAAAGCCUGUCCAUGAAGGUUGCUGGGUGCCUCAACCUUUCCCAGCCCGGGUCCGGGAAUCCUGACGACCUUGAGAGGAAGCGCAAGUUCUUGCUGCAGCUUGCCAUCCUCGCCGCCACCGUCACGUACCAGACCGGAUUGAACCCACCGGGUGGGUUUUGGACGAAGAGCAACGGGAACAAGUUGGUCACUGCCGGCGACCCAAUCCUCCUCGACUACUACGGGGUCAGGUUCUUCUAUUGCAACGCGACGGGGUUCAUGGCGUCCGUCGCCGUCAUUCUCCUCUUGGUGAACCAGACGCUGUCCAAGGGGGGCAUUCGGAGCAACGCCCUCCAUGUCUGCAUCAUGACCGGGCUGCUGGGCCUCAUGGGCGCAUAUGCUGCAGGCAGCUGCCGGAAACUGCGCACCUCCAUCUAUGUCUUUGCGCUCGUGGCCGCCGUGGUCGCCUUCCUCUUCCUGCAGAUCAUAAUUUACGUGUCCGCACACCGAGUCCGUUCGUCAGAGCUGCCAUGGGUUCCGAAGUGGUCCUUGUUCGAGACGCUGUCGACGGGGCCGGGCGGUGGCGGCCGCAAGAACAAAAGCAAGGAGAUCACCGCCGAAGAUAAACGGGAAAGCGAGAGGUACCUGAAGCGCAAGUACCUGAUGUUGCUCGGCAUCCUCGCGGCCAGCGUGACGUACCAGGCGGGUCUCGCGCCUCCCGGAGGCACGUGGGGUGACGACGACACCCCGUCGUUGUCCCCGUCGUCGUCCCCGUCGGCACACCCGCCCACCGUCGCCGGCAACCCGAUCCUGCUUGACUUCAACGCUGCACGGUACCAAGCAUUCUUCUACUGCAACGCGACUUCCUUUGUGGCCUCCGUCGUCGUCAUCCUGCUGCUGCUGCAGCGCACCGUGAAGAAGCAGCAGCCCGGCGCGCCGCUGCGGACGUUGCAGACCGCCGUGGUGCUGGACCUGCUCGGCCUGCUUGGCGCGUACGCCGUCGGCAGCUGCAGGGACUGGGAGACGUCUGCCUACGUCAUCGCGCUCGUAGCCGUCGUGGUCGUCUUCAUUGCGCUGCACGUGCUGUUGUCGUUCGACAUCGUGUUUAACAAGGCCAGGAAGCUACUGCCGAGGAAAUACUUUGGAGGUGGCAACGAUGUUGAGGCCCAGCCCAGGAAUCCCGAUCAGGCCAGCCGCCAUGACAGCAUGGAGAAUGCCUAGUUUAUGUUUUCUUUGCUUGUUUGCGUUCUUUUGAUUCCCAAUGCGUGCGCCACAGGUUCCAUUUGAUGUGUCUUGUAUGUGGAGCAAUGAACAAGUAUUUGUAAAUUUUGAUUAACUCAAUCCAAUUCAAUUGUUCAUUUCUUUUAGUUGGAGGGAAUUCUGGGGACAUGUUUAUUUUCGCUUUAUUGCUUCACUACAUCAUAAGUUGAAUCAACGGUGAAGAUUAGAAUGUACCUCCUCAAAUGGAAGGGCACGGUCGUCUAGCAAUAAUUAAUUUUUCUAAUUUGCUAAAUUCAGUUGACUCAGACUUGGUUAUGCAUCAGUUAAUGCUAUACUCCUCGGAUCUUACACGGAGAUCCGUGUUUUAGUUUUUUCUUCUUUUUUGUAUGUUAUCUGUAUCUAAACACGAUGAUGUUACUAGACCGAGACUUGGUUAAAGUAUCGGUCGACUAAGAUCUAGUCACACCCUUAACUUUUCAAUUUUGUUAAAUCUCAAUAGAUUCAGACUUUGUUAUGUCUCGGUGAUGCUAUAUUCCUUAGAUCUUACACAAAAAUCCAUGCAAAUUUUACUCUUUUUUUGUUAUUUCUCCCAUUUCUUUUUCAUUUGUUAUUUGUAUCUAAACAUGGUGAUGUCACUUGACCGAGAUAUGGUCAAGUAUCAAUCAUCAGUUGACUGAGUCUAAUCACACCUUUAACUUUUUGAUUUUGGUAAAUCUCAGUUUACUUGGAUUUAGUUAUGUCCGAGGCGAUGCUAUAUUCCUUAGAUCUUACAUAGAGAUCCAUGCCAUUUUUUAUAUUUAGUUCUUUUUUCAUUUUAUAUGUUAUUUGUAUCUAAACAAGAUGAUGUCACUAGACUGAGACUUGGUUAAGUAUUAGUCGACUGAGAUCUAGUCACACCCUUAAGUUUUUUUAUUUGGCAAAAUCUCAGUUGACUCAAACUUAGUUAUCUCUCAGUCGCUACUACAUUCCUUAGAUCUUACAUGUAGAUCUGUGAAAAUUUCUUUUUAGUUUUUUUUCUUUCUAUAUGUUAUUUGUAU
This is a messenger RNA of Aegilops tauschii subsp. strangulata, 3864 nucleotides long. RefSeq lists its product as uncharacterized. Lineage: Eukaryota; Viridiplantae; Streptophyta; Magnoliopsida; Poales; Poaceae. Gene Ontology annotation, cellular component: membrane. The record is from RefSeq and is a predicted model, not a curated record.